Marmota flaviventris (yellow-bellied marmot) is the source of this 2994-nucleotide messenger RNA. NCBI's taxonomy places the organism in Eukaryota, Metazoa, Chordata, Mammalia, Rodentia, Sciuridae. The record is from RefSeq and is a predicted model, not a curated record.
AGCAGCUUUUAACUUCCUCCCAUUCCUUUUCCAAAUUGUGAAGCAGGAUAACAAGCAAAGAGGAGGACUUGCCGCUUUAAGAGCUCGGCUAGCGAUUGACAAGCAAUAAACGCUGAGCGCCCGGCUGCGCUGGAGUCGCCCGGAGCUAGGGGCUCCCCGGGGCGCAGGAGAAACAUUUCAGAGCCCUUGCUGAUCUCACCAUGCCAGUUGCUGCCACCAACUCUGAGUCUGCCAUGCAGCAAGUCUUGGACAACCUAGGAUCUCUCCCCAAUGCCACGGGGGCUGCGGAGCUGGACUUGAUCUUCCUUCGAGGCAUUAUGGAAAGUCCCAUAGUCAGAUCCCUGGCCAAGGCCCAUGAGAGGUUGGAGGAGACAAAGCUGGAAGCCGUGAGGGACAACAACCUGGAACUGGUUCAGGAGAUCCUGCGGGACCUGGCGCAGCUGGCAGAGCAGAGCAGCACAGCCGCAGAGCUGGCGCGCAUCCUUCAGGAGCCCCACUUCCAGUCCCUCCUGGAGACGCAUGACUCAGUAGCCUCAAAGACCUAUGAGACACCACCUCCUAGCCCUGGCUUGGACCCUACGUUCAGCAACCAGCCGGUCCCUCCUGAUGCCGUGCGUAUGGUGGGCAUCCGCAAGACUGCAGGAGAGCAUCUGGGCGUGACAUUCCGUGUGGAAGGUGGCGAGUUGGUGAUCGCUCGCAUUCUGCACGGGGGCAUGGUGGCCCAACAAGGCCUGCUGCAUGUGGGUGACAUAAUCAAGGAGGUGAAUGGGCAGCCAGUGGGCAGUGACCCCCGCGCACUGCAGGAGCUUCUCCGCAGCGCCAGCGGCAGCGUCAUCCUCAAGAUUCUGCCCAGUUACCAGGAGCCCCAUCUACCCCGCCAGGUAUUUGUGAAAUGCCACUUUGACUAUGACCCGGCCCGAGACAGCCUCAUCCCCUGCAAGGAGGCAGGCCUUCGUUUCAACGCCGGGGAUUUGCUUCAGAUCGUAAACCAGGACGACGCCAACUGGUGGCAGGCAUGCCACGUGGAAGGGGGCAGUGCCGGCCUCAUCCCCAGUCAGCUGCUGGAGGAGAAGCGGAAAGCAUUUGUCAAGCGGGACCUGGAGCUGACACCCACCUCAGGGACCCUGUGCGGCAGCCUUUCAGGAAAGAAAAAGAAGCGAAUGAUGUAUUUGACCACCAAGAAUGCAGAGUUUGACCGCCAUGAGCUGCUCAUUUAUGAGGAGGUGGCCCGCAUGCCCCCGUUCCGCCGGAAAACCCUGGUGCUGAUUGGGGCUCAGGGUGUGGGCCGGCGCAGCCUGAAGAACAAGCUCAUCAUGUGGGAUCCAGAUCGCUAUGGCACCACAGUGCCCUACACAUCCCGAAGGCCAAAGGACUCAGAGCGGGAAGGCCAGGGCUACAGCUUUGUGUCCCGCGGGGAAAUGGAAGCCGACAUCCGUGCAGGGCGUUACCUGGAACAUGGAGAGUAUGAGGGCAACCUGUAUGGCACACGAAUCGACUCCAUCCAGGGGGUGGUCGCCACCGGCAAGGUGUGCGUGCUGGAUGUCAACCCCCAGGCAGUGAAGGUGCUGAGGACAGCUGAGUUUGUCCCUUACGUAGUAUUCAUUGAGGCUCCUGACUUUGAGACCCUGCGGGCCAUGAACCGGGCCGCGUUGGAGAGUGGAGUGUCCACCAAGCAGCUCACGGAGGCAGACUUGAGACGGACGGUGGAGGAGAGCAGCCGCAUCCAGAGGGGAUAUGGCCACUACUUUGACCUCAGCUUGGUCAACAGUAACCUGGAAAGGACCUUCCGGGAGCUCCAGGCUGCCAUGGAGAAGCUGCGCACGGAGCCCCAGUGGGUGCCUGUCAGCUGGGUGUACUGAACCUCCACCUGGACCUUGUUCCCCCUGAGCUGUGACCCAGAACCUAAAACCACCCCUUCCCCACCUAUGACCCCCAGCCACGAUCCUCAGCUCCCGUCCUUGGUCUCUGGCUUUCCCCAGAUAACAGCUCCCAGCGGGCCCUGAGCCUGGCUUCAGCACAGAGGCGAGCACUGCCAGGGAGGUGGGUGUUCAUGGGGCACCUCUGUGCCCAGGUGCUGCCCACUCCCAAUGUCCAUUGGCCACCAGAUAUCUCUCUCUAGGGACCAAGCUGUGCCCAGGAGUGUGUUAGAGCAACCUCCAUAUUGCUUAGUCUAGAGAAUAGAAAAGUCGUUUGGAACCAGUUGGCCGUAGGUACAUUGCCCCCUGUCACCCCUGGGCACCUUUGCUCCUCUGGUCUAGUCACACCUCUCCUAUUCUUGGGCUUCUCCCACUUCUCACCCCUAGUCCUCGGAGCAGGCCUGGGGCUGUUCCCAAGUGGCCAGGGGAGCCACCGACAGCCAGGCAGGCCUGGGCAGUGGUGCCAGUCGGGGCCAUCGUGGAGGCUGGAGGAGCCAAAAUGUGAGCCAGUGGCCGCAGCUGGGCCACACAACUCUCAGCUCCCUUAGAAAAGGGCAGGGUCCCAGGAGGGGAUGCUGCCCUGUCCCUCCCUCAUCCACAGCUUCUCACUGCCGAGGUCUCUCCACAGACUUCUCCAACGUCCUCCUGGCAGGUCAGCCCUGCUCCCCAAAGUGCAAGGCUGGCAGGGGCCGCAGGCUCAGCCCAGAUUGCAGGGGAGGGGUUGGUGAAGGACUGAACCCCGUGACAAGGAGCCUGCUCUACUCCCCGUGGCCCAUGGCAGGGACACAUUGUGAUCACUGUCCACAACCUCUUCCCAUUUUGGUCUCUUUCUGGCUGGGCCCAGAUGGCCCAUCGCAUCAGGCUUGCCUGGGUUGCGGGGCUGAGGAGGGGCUGUGAGCACAGGCUUGGCCAAGGACCGGUGGCUCUAGCAGCUCCCCAGGAGUGCCAUUCCCACUCUGGUCUGUGCAGCCUGUCAUUCCACAUGCUGCGGUGGGUGCCUGCUCUGUAUCUCUGGCCCUGGUGUGUAUGAGUGUGAGGCUUGGUUUGGGGGGAGGGGAGGCAAAGGGUUCUUUUUUUU